This is a messenger RNA of Serpula lacrymans var. lacrymans S7.9, 666 nucleotides long. RefSeq lists its product as uncharacterized. The record is from RefSeq and is a predicted model, not a curated record. NCBI's taxonomy places the organism in Eukaryota, Fungi, Basidiomycota, Agaricomycetes, Boletales, Serpulaceae. The annotation marks the transcript as partial. The transcript is spliced from 2 exons.
GUACUGACUUUCACUAACAUAUGGAACAAGAGUGACAACCAUCUCCUUUCAACUUAAUAUUAUCAGGGCACGACUAUGCAUCCAUGUCGUCGACUUCUUCUAUCUGGGUGCCAUGGCGAGACUUGGCUGGAAAAUAGCCAGAGCUAUUUCUGCCGUUUCCGUUCAACUCCUACUUCGCAUAGUUCGAAACCACCACCUCAAGAAUCCCCAGGCCAGAAACUCUGCCGAUGAAAGCGAAUAUGGUUCUCAAGUGAGCCCCAUCCAGGAACCCCAUCGUCCUAUGCGUCACAAAUCACCGUCAUCCUCAGGCGGGUCCUUUCCGCGCUACGAGGGUCGACCUCGCAACGAAUUCUGGCGUGACUCCUCACGAGAUUAUGUAGAGCGACCAUAUCGUGCCAAGCGUUCUCAAUCACCGUCCUGGUCAUCCUCUUUUUCACGUUCCCGCGAUGAAGGUGAUAAUGACUAUCCGGAGGACCACGCGGAGCAGCCAUACCGUUCUAUGCGUCCUCAGACAUCAUCCAGGUCAUCUUACGGCAACUCUUACUCACGCAGUGAACCGCGCCCACGUAUUGAGGGAGGGCGUGAUUAUUCAGGGCGCCACACGGAGCAUACUUCCCGCCCGACACAUCGCAUCGCAUCAUCGCAGUCAGCCUCUGGUAGCUCUUU